AUGCCUCAUUGUCUGAUCCUUGGUAUUAAUAUUUCAUCAUUAUGGCGUGCGUCAACAGGUACAUUAAUUAAAAAAAUAAAUGAUCUCUAUUUUUCAUUACCAACACAACGAUUAAUAUCAAAUAAAAUAAAUUUAAAUGAUGUCGAAACAACACCUGAUACAAUUUAUAUAAAAACUCUUUUAUCAUGUUCUAAUAAUCAACCAUAUUUAAUUGCAUUAAUAGAUUAUAUAUCAAUUUAUUUUGAUACAAUGCAAAAUCAUGUUGAAUUAGGGUGUCAAUCUUCAUAUGUUAUUUGUUUUAUUGAAAAUUUUUCAAUGUUAAUGAAAUUAAAUAUUGUAUUUGUUGUUGUUGUUCAAGGUUUUGAUAAAUAUAAUAAUAUUCUUAAAUAA
This is a messenger RNA of Rotaria sp. Silwood1, 390 nucleotides long. The record is from the annotation of a GenBank genome assembly. Lineage: Eukaryota; Metazoa; Rotifera; Eurotatoria; Philodinida; Philodinidae.